Messenger RNA from Thermothielavioides terrestris NRRL 8126, 951 nucleotides. RefSeq lists its product as uncharacterized. The transcript has a single exon. NCBI's taxonomy places the organism in Eukaryota, Fungi, Ascomycota, Sordariomycetes, Sordariales, Chaetomiaceae. Bases 1 to 951 code for a protein of 316 amino acids. The record is from RefSeq and is a predicted model, not a curated record.
AUGAAUUUCCACCUCCAAACCCACCCCCUCCACCGCCCGCCCCUACAGCCUCCCAUCCCGGAAUGGCAACUCGACCGCGCGACGCUGGUCAGCAGCCCCUCGCUGCCGCCGGCCCAGGGCCUGCGGCUGCAGCACCUGCGGCGGCUGUUCCGCGACGCGCCGGGCCGCCUGGCCUCCGUGCGCGCCGCGCAGGAGGCCGCCGCCCGCGCCGGCGACCGCCUCAUGCUGGAGGAGGAGGCCGAGUGGUGGCGGCGCCGGGCGAAGAAGAGGGCGGCCUCCUCGGCAGUUGAUUACUCUCAUUCUGGUCUGGCGAGGUCGACGACUGUGGAGGGGAGGGUUGCGCAGAAGAUCGCUGUUCUCGGCAACAGUAGCAGCAGCAGCAGCAGCAAGACGCUGGUAAGCGCCGCCGCCGCGUUGGUGGGGGUGAAGCGGAAGAGGGAUGGCGGCGGAGGAGGAGGAGGAGGAGAGGGCCGCGACGACGACGAGACAGCGACGGCGGCAGCCGAGCACCGGCGGCAGGCACUGGCGCACCACCUCGCGCGGUGGCGCAGGCUGGAGCUGGCCAAGCAGGAGAUCCGGACGUUCGAGCGGUGCGGGCGGGGCUGGUGGCGGCGGGAGGUGCAGCGGCUGCGGCGGUGGAUCAAGGAGCGCGGGGCGUACCGCAGCCGGCGGCAGGCGGAGCCGAGGCUGGGGACCGCGCUGUGGGCGCGGCUGUGCGGGCUGCGCGAGGCGGAGGAGUUCGACGCGCACCGCUGGGGGGAGGCGCUGCGGUUGAGGACGGUGAGGGGGGAGAUGGCGCGGGAUGAGUGGCCCACGGAGGAGUGCUUUAGGGUGUAUAAGUGGCGGCGGUACGGGCGGCUGGGCGAGGUGCCGCCGGCGGUGGGGUUAGGCACGUCGUUUGCGAGCGGGGAGAUGUGGCUGAGAGGGCCGUCGCCUCUUGGAAGGGGAUGA